CACUGGAUCCGCUACAGGGCCGGGGCCUGGCGUCCGCGCCUGCCGCACGCACGCGCACUGCACCCAGCAUGAGGGUCGCGGCCCUGAUCAGCGGAGGGAAGGACAGCUGUUACAACAUGAUGCAGUGCAUUGCUGCGGGGCAUCACAUUGUUGCUUUAGCAAAUCUAAGACCAGAUGAAAACCAAGUGGAGUCAGAUGAAUUGGAUAGCUACAUGUAUCAGACAGUGGGUCACCAUGCCAUUGACCUGUAUGCAGAAGCAAUGGCUCUUCCCCUGUACCGCAGAACCAUAAGAGGAAGGAGCUUGGAGACAGGAAAAAUGUAUACCACACGGGAAGGUGAUGAGGUUGAAGAUCUCUAUGAACUAUUGAAACUUGUUAAGGAAAAAGAAGAAAUAGAAGGGGUAUCUGUAGGUGCCAUACUUUCUGAUUAUCAACAUGUGCGAGUAGAAAAUGUAUGUAAACGGCUUGAUCUCCAGCCUUUGACUUACUUAUGGCAGAGAAACCAGGAAGAUUUGCUCCGAGAGAUGAUAGCAUCUAACAUUGAAGCCAUCAUCAUCAAAGUAGCAGCUUUGGGCUUAGAUCCUGAUAAGCAUCUUGGGAAAACCCUGAAUGAAAUGGAGCCUUAUCUUUUCGAGCUUUCUAAGAAGUAUGGUGUCCACGUAUGUGGGGAAGGUGGCGAGUAUGAAACAUUCACUUUGGAUUGCCCUCUAUUUAAGAAGAAAAUCAUUGUAGACUCCUCAGAAGUAGUCAUACACUCCGCUGAUGCAUUUGCACCUGUGGCUUAUCUGCGACUUUCAGAGCUGCACCUGGAAGAAAAGGUGUCUUCAGUACCUGGGAAUAACGAAACAACUAAUUAUAUACAUCAUUCUUGAAAAUUUAUGGUGCAUUUUAAAAAUUAUUUUGACCAACUUUUCUCAUUAUGGUUUUGUUCCUUUUCAAAAAAAUAUAAUGGGACAUUGAUUAACUGGAAAAAUUUCAGUUAACUCUUCUCUAAUAGUGCCAAUUUCCUCACUUUCUUUUUUAAAAGAUAAUUUCUUUUAUUUUUUGAGAUUAUAAUGUAAUUACAUCAUCUUCCCCCUCUCCCUUUCCUCCACACCCCUCUUUGCUCACUUUCAAAUUAAAGACUUUUUCCCCACUUCCUGUUGUUAUAUACAUAACCCUUUCUAUGUCUCUCUGUUUCUUUUCGUCUCUGCGUCUCUCCCACUUUGUCUCGCUCAUUCUACACACACAUACACAUGCACACUUUCUUAAGUACAUAAAUACAACUUGCUUAAUCUGUAGAAAGAUGCCUGUAUGUAUGUUUUCAGGCCUGGCCAUUUCUUAUUGGAUACCAAUUGGUGUGCUCUUUCCUGGGGAAGACAGUUUCUUCUGCUCUCAACAUUCCUUAAUUGCCUGAAGUCCUUUGUUGAAGCAGCAUGGCUGCUGGUGUCCUGCUUGUUGCGCUCAUGUUAAGGCAGCCACCUUAGUAAGGCGUCAUGGGUGCAGCUUCAGAUUCCUGGAAGAAGCAAACCCCAUGAUCCUCUGGUCCUUAGGUCUUUCUGCCUCCUCUUCACUUUCUUUUUUGAUAACAAGUCUCAGGACCUUUUUAUUACCCACCUCUCUCUCUCUGACAUUUCCUUUUCACACUUCUUUCCUCCCUUUCUUUCUUACCCCAUGUCUUGGAGAAAAGGAAUCAGAAAAUGAAGAAGACUACUCUAUCUAGACAAAUAAGCUUACUGUAAUCAAGGGGUCACCAAUGUGAUUUUCCAGAAUAUCAUGUAUUAAUAUCAGUUAUUAAUAUGCAUUUGGUUCCCUUGUGUCUUGUUAUGACUGUUUCUACUUUUGGUGACUGUGAAUAAAGCUGCUAUCAACAUUCAUGUACAAAUUUUCUAUAAAUGCAAAUUCAGUUCAUUUGUAUAACUAUUAAAGAGCAUAAUUACUUGA
Microtus oregoni (creeping vole) is the source of this 1923-nucleotide messenger RNA. It is a transcript of the gene Dph6, whose product is annotated as diphthamine biosynthesis 6. Bases 69 to 872 code for a protein of 267 amino acids. Gene Ontology annotation, biological process: protein histidyl modification to diphthamide. Gene Ontology annotation, molecular function: diphthine-ammonia ligase activity. The record is from RefSeq and is a predicted model, not a curated record. Lineage: Eukaryota; Metazoa; Chordata; Mammalia; Rodentia; Cricetidae. The transcript has 9 exons.